This is a messenger RNA of Colletotrichum orchidophilum, 1164 nucleotides long. RefSeq lists its product as uncharacterized. Lineage: Eukaryota; Fungi; Ascomycota; Sordariomycetes; Glomerellales; Glomerellaceae. The record is from RefSeq and is a predicted model, not a curated record. The coding region runs from base 1 to 1164 and encodes 387 amino acids. The transcript has 2 exons.
AUGCUAUCAGUCAAAUAUUUAGCCGUCAAGGCAUCAUUCACGCUCACCAUUUUGUUUGUCGUUCUUCUGUUCAGAGCCUCCUCGCCGCUUCGACUUGAAGGAUACGAACAUGCGACACUACCGCCAAGCGCGCCGAUAGCAUUUUCAGACGUCACCGACAACAGCACAUUCGGAUUUCCCAAAAUCUUUCUCAUCAACCUCCCAACCCGCUUUGACCUCUUAGACGCGGCAACGAUUCAAGCCUUCUUGUCUGGCGUCCAGUUUGAGGUCUUUCCAGCUGUUGAGACCGACAUGAUCAAGGACAAGGGUAUGCCGCCGACACGUGACAAGGAGAGACUCAAACAAACUGAAAAGGGUUGUUGGAGGGCACACGCUAAUAUUUGGUCUCAUAUGCUCCGUAAUGACCUGCCUGUCGCCUUGAUAAUGGAAGCAGACGUCGCCUGGGAUAUUAACGUUCGAACAAUCAUGACCAAAUUCCACGAGAACUUUACCUCACUCCUACAACAAUUGAAUUCUACUCAACUCCCCAGGAUCAGGAAAAGUAGGACGUCAGGAAAUGAAUCGGUGUCGAAUAUAUUCCCGGACCCUGAAGACCCCUGGCAUAGCAAACACUGGGAUAUUUUAUCUGUUGGCCACUGCACGGAGGACCCACGCGACCAUGAGCACAUGAUCAAGUACGACGACGAACACGUCCCUCCUGGGAAGGAUUACUAUGGGCAGACGCUCGGCAGUGAACGAGUCGUUCGUAAAUCUGGCGGGAUAGCAUGCACGACAGCAUACGCUGUGAGCCGAUCCGGGGCCGCAAAGCUUCUCCUACGUUCGGCAACGAACCUUGACCUGCCUGUUGAUCUUGUCAUCAAACAGAUGACCAUGACUAGGGACAUGAUUGCUUAUAGCGUUCAUCCACCUAUCAUGGCACAGUGGAAGUAUAUGCCAGGCAUUGGUAUGAAUCUUCGGGGGUCAAAUAGCGACGUUCAAGACAUUAAGGACGAGGUGAAUGAUGACGACGAAAAGGCAUGGGACACCGUCUAUCAGACUAAGAGCGUAUGGGCGCCGGGGGACUUCGCGACUAAGGAUUUCAUAGAGAUGGCAAUGCAUGGAGCUUGGAACAGGAUUUUUGAAGGGGAACGCCCGCCAUCACAGGUGACACUUGAGAGCGGUUAG